CUGACCAUCUACCUGGGAAAGCGAGACUUCAUUGACAACAUAGGGAAUGUGGAACCUGUGGUCUUGAUUUUUCCCUUUCUUUCAGAUGGUGUUGUAUUGGUGGAUCCUGCUAUUAUCAAGGGGAAAAAAGGUUUGAGGUUUUUUGCAGUGUAUGUCUCAGAAGUUGUUUGUCUUUCUGAGUGGGAUGCUAAGGUAGAACCUUUUUAAUCUUUUAAGGGUACAAAUGUAACUCUCUUCCCCUGUGAAUGGGCUUCUUAUCAAUGCAAUGUUGUUACACGUGGGAUGAGUACUCACUGGGUUAUGCAAGUGUUGAAAUGAAUUUCCAUGUCUCCUUGAGGCAGGAGAUGUGUGGCUUCACUGUCUCCCUGCUGCAUGUUUCACCUGUCCCGUGCUUCUCCGCAGUGUUUGUGUCCCUGACCUGCGCGUUCCGCUAUGGCCAGGAAGACAUUGAUGUGAUUGGCCUCACCUUCCGCCGGGACCUGUUCUUCUCCAGGGUCCAGGUGUACCCUCCUGCUGACAAGCCAGAGUCUCUCACUCUCUUGCAGGAAUCUCUGCUAAAAAAGCUGGGGAAAAAUGCUUAUCCCUUUUUUUUUACAUUUCCAGAUUACCUGCCUUGCUCAGUCUGUCUGCAGCCUGCACCUCGUGAUGUUGAUAAGACUUGUGGGGUGGACUUUGAGGUGAAAGCUUUCUCAACAGAAAAUGUGGAAGAGAGAGUUCAUAGGAGGAACUCUGCACGCCUGCUGAUCCGUAAGGUGCAGUAUGCUCCGGAGAAGCCAGGACCCCAGCCUUGUGCAGAGACCACCUGGCAGUUCUUCAUGUCCAACAAGCCCCUGCACCUGAAAGCUUGCCUCAGUAAAGAGGUAUACUACCAUGGUGAGCCCAUUCCAGUCACUGUCACCAUCAACAACAGCACAGAGAAAACAGUGAAGAAGAUCAAAGUCCAGGUGGAGCAGGUGGCCAAUGUGGUGCUGUACUCCAGUGACUUCUAUACCAAAGUGGUGGCUACUGAGGAAGCACAGGAGAAGGUGCAGCCAAACAGCAGCCUGACCAAGACACUGACACUUUUGCCCUUGCUUGCAAAUAACCGGGAGACACGGGAAAUAGCUCUGGAUGGAAAAUUGAAGGAUGAGGACACCAACUUGGCUUCUAGUACUAUCAUUAAGGAUGGAAUAGACAAGACAGUGAUGGGGAUUCUGGUUUCCUACAAAGUCAAAGUGAAGCUCACUGUUCCAGGCAUGCUGGGAGACCUCACUUCCAGUGAAGUGGGCACAGAGCUGCCAUUUCGUCUCAUGCACCCUAAACCUGAGGAAAAGAACCCAGCAGUGAAGCAGAGCUGGUAUUUGAGGAGUUUGCUCGUCAGCAGCUAAAAAAUACACCUGAUGAAGAGGACAAGAAUUCACCCUCAACUGAUGAGUGAUUAAAAGAACAGGCUGACAGAGGAGCUCUGUUGUCUGGCUUCAAUUACAAAUGUAGGACCUAAGUUUCUAGUAAUCUGCACGUUCUCAGUUCAUGCAUGGUCUUCCAGGGAUCAGCCCUGAGGUCAGUGGACAUGACAUCAGGAAUCUCCAUUGCUUAUUACAAGAUUCACCUCUGGAGGAAUGCAGCAAACAAAACACCUGGUUCUUACUCGAGCUAGCAGAGGAGGACAGGAUGUCUGCCAUGUCAUGACUUCUGCUUUCAGGACUGCCUAAUAAAAAGUUUGGUCUCUUUCAGCACUGGUGAGAGCUUAAAUGAGGGUUUAUGCAGCCUGUCUGGACUUAUUCAGUGUCAGAGUCUGUGACUUUGAAGUGCCAGUGAACCAAAUCCUAGCCUGGAAGGCUGGCUUGCAGCCACGAGUGAUUCAUCAAAGUUUCUCAGCAGACUGUACAAAACUGAUUUUAUUUCCUUUAGGUUGCUUUUGCGUUGAUGCUUUACCAAAUUCAGCCAGUGAUUGUUUUCAGUACUUGAACUGUCCCCGUGUGGCUUUUACAUCCACUUUCUGUACCGGUAAAUAUCUUGCAAGUUGUCUCCCACAGCAUGCACAAUGCUGAUACACAGUAUUAGCUUUCUAGCAAUAUAUUUAAUAACCAUGUUAUUAAAGUUGAGAUAAAUGUGCACUGUCCAUGAA
This is a messenger RNA of Sturnus vulgaris (Common starling), 2107 nucleotides long. NCBI's taxonomy places the organism in Eukaryota, Metazoa, Chordata, Aves, Passeriformes, Sturnidae. The record is from RefSeq and is a predicted model, not a curated record.